This is a messenger RNA of Paraphaeosphaeria sporulosa, 1190 nucleotides long. RefSeq lists its product as uncharacterized. Gene Ontology annotation, biological process: maturation of SSU-rRNA from tricistronic rRNA transcript (SSU-rRNA, 5.8S rRNA, LSU-rRNA). The record is from RefSeq and is a predicted model, not a curated record. The transcript has a single exon. Lineage: Eukaryota; Fungi; Ascomycota; Dothideomycetes; Pleosporales; Didymosphaeriaceae. Gene Ontology annotation, cellular component: small-subunit processome; nucleolus. The coding region runs from base 48 to 1103 and encodes 351 amino acids.
CUCAAGCUCGACAACUUCCCACCUCGCUGCAGCGAACAUCACUAAGCAUGGCGGUCGACAAUUCCCUGGAAGCGCUGCUCAGCACGCUCACAACCUCAAUCCAGUCUGCCACCGAGGCAAUUCCCAAAGAAGACGUUCUCCCACCCAAAGAGGGCAUCUCGUUACUCGACGUCAAAAACGAGCUACUCCUUUCCUACCUCCAAAACCUCGUCUUCCUUAUCGUCCUCAAGCUUCGCGCACGAAAGGAGGAACAAGAACUAGGGCCACAAGAUGAGGUGGUGCAGAAGCUCGUAGAGCUACGAGUUUACCUCGAGAAGGGCGUGCGCCCUCUUGAAAACCGCCUGAAGUACCAAAUCGACCGCAUCAUCCGCGCCGCAGACGAUGCCGGACGAAAAGCCACGCAAAAUAGCAAGGCUGUAAAAGCGAAGCCGUCACAGGAAGACGCCGAUUCGGACGCAGACACCAACGCCAGUGCCGCGGAUUCCGACGGCUCCAUCAGCGAGAGCGAGAAGGCGGAGAUAUCUGGACCCAGGCCUGGCCGCUUCGCGCGCGACAAGGCAAGCGCCACGAGCAAGGCUGCGGCGUCCAAGGACGGCAUCUACCGACCUCCCAGGAUUGCCCCCGUGUCUAUGCCCACGACCGAAGGCCGCGAGGAGCGGCAAGCAAGACGACCUGGCAAAUCCGCGACCCUCGAUGAGUUCGUCGCGACGGAACUCUCUGCUGCCCCCAUCGCACAGCCCAGCAUUGGAAGUACCAUUGUCGACGGCGGUCGCCGGUCAAAGUCUGACCGCGAAAGGAAAGAAGAGACUGAACGACGAGAAUACGAAGAAUCAAACUACGUGCGUCUUCCUUCAGCCUCGAAGAAGGAAUUGGCCAAGCAGCGCAGCAUGAACCGCGGCGGCGGAUUCGGUGGAGAAGAGUGGCGGGGGCUCGGCGCUGGGUUGGAGCGCAUUGAGCGCUUGACACAGAAGAAGGGUGGGCGCUCGGGUACGCUGGAGAAAAGCCGGAAGCGCCCGAUUGAGGACGGGCCGAGGGGCAGUGGGUCGGCGAUUGGAGAUGCGUUCGAGAAGCGGAGGAAGGUGGUCUCCAGGUAUAAGAAGUAGCGCGAAGCGUCCAGUAGUGCAAUAUGGAGAUGGAGACUUAGAUAGCACCAAGUCAAAGAGCCACGUGCGAAUGUUGAUAGAGAUAAU